AUGAAGAAGACAAAGCUUGUUUUUGUUCCAUCACCAGGCAUAGGUCACCUAAUAUCCACAGUUGAGCUCUCCAAGCGCUUAACUGAAAGAGAUGAUCAGCUAUCAAUAUUUGUUCUGGUCAUAAGCUCACCUGUUGGCCCAGACUUGGAGUCCUACACUCAACAAGUGGCUGCUUCAAACACUGGUAUUCAAUUCAUCAACAUUCCUCAAGUAGAUCCGAAUCUACCACAGGUCUGGAGCUCCCCAGAAAACCUUUAUGCUCUCUAUUUGGAAAGCCAUAAAUCCCAUGUCAAAACAGCAAUAAUUGAUCAAGUACUAGUAUCAGAAUCCAUCACUUCUCUUGCCGGGAUAGUUGUUGAUCUAUUCUGUAGUUCGAUGGUUGAUGUAGCGAAUGAGUUUGGCGUUCCUUCAUAUGUGUUCUUCCCCUCUGGCUGUGCCUAUCUUGGCUUCAUGUUUUAUCUUCCAUUUCACUAUAGCCAAAAUGGAAGAGAGUUCGAGACUUCAGAUUCUGAUUCAAUUAUUCCAACUUAUUCUCACCCUAUACCUUCAAAGGUUAUACCUUCUUAUGCAUUUAACAAGCAUGGUGGUUAUUCCUCAUUCGUAAAACAUGCUACCAAGUUCAAGGAGACAAAAGGAAUCAUCAUAAACACGUUUGCAGAAUUAGAACCUCAUGCUGUGGAUCAAUUGAAAUUCGAUUCUGAAACACCGCCAAUCUACACGGUUGGACCCUUGCUCGACCUGGAGGGCAGAAAGCAAGAGCCUGAUCACGAAAAAGUAAUGAAAUGGCUAGAUGAUCAGCCUCCAUCAUCAGUUAUAUUUCUCUGUUUUGGAAGCAUGGGUAGUUUUGAGCCUGACCAGUUAGCAGAAAUGGCACUUGCACUCGAGCGGAGUGGAUACAGAUUCUUGUGGUCAGUCCGGUUAUCAAAGGCCUAUACAAAAGGGAUAGGUGAACAUUCCAAUAUUUCUGAGAUGUUGCCGCAAGGCUUCUUAGAACGCGUCGAAAAUCGAGGAUUGGUGAGUAGUUGGGCACCACAAAUGGAGGUGCUGGCUCAUGAAGCAGUUGGGGGAUUUGUAUCUCAUUGUGGCUGGAACUCUAUACUAGAAAGCCUGUGGCAUGGGGUGCCUGUUGCAACAUGGCCUGUAUAUGCUGAGCAACAAAUCAAUGCGUUCGAGUUGGUAAGAGAAUUGGAACUGGCUUUGGACUUGAAAAUGGAUUAUCGAAUGGAAAAUGCACAGAAUCUUGUAGUGGCUGAGAAAAUCGAGAAAGCUAUCAGAUGCUUGAUGGACACAGAGAAUCCGAUAAGAAAAAGAGUUCAAGAAAUGAAGGAGAUGAGCAGAAAGGCCAUUGAAAAUGGGGGUUCUUCAUUCAUUUCACUUGGACGUUUGAUUGAAGAUAUGCACAUCAACAUUGGAAAAGAUAAGGGAAGUUUCUAA
Coffea arabica (coffee) is the source of this 1434-nucleotide messenger RNA. Its product is annotated as UDP-glycosyltransferase 71K1-like. NCBI's taxonomy places the organism in Eukaryota, Viridiplantae, Streptophyta, Magnoliopsida, Gentianales, Rubiaceae. Gene Ontology annotation, molecular function: UDP-glucosyltransferase activity. The record is from RefSeq and is a predicted model, not a curated record.